Messenger RNA from Linum trigynum, 4063 nucleotides. The record is from the annotation of a GenBank genome assembly. NCBI's taxonomy places the organism in Eukaryota, Viridiplantae, Streptophyta, Magnoliopsida, Malpighiales, Linaceae.
AGAACAAUAAAAAAAUAUUAAACUCAAAAGUUACAUGGCUACUGGAAGUUAGCGGUCACUUUUUCGUUGCAUUUAUUCUUUUUUUAAUUACUAACUAAGUGAAAUUUCAAAAUGUAGGCGACAGUUUUUUUCCAUGCCCACCCGCUGUGAUGCUUCCGUGACCGGAUUUGUGCAUGGGUUCGGGUUUUUCCAGUCCGACCGGCCGGUCCGGUUUUUAUAACACAGAUAAUAAUAAUGAUCCUCGUGGACCUUUUGGAUAUUUGGUUAAGCCAUCUGGUUCAUUGGAAUUUUUAUAAGGACUUUUGUUUGGGAUUUGUGGCAUUGUUGUCUUGGACAUCCACAACAGACACAACCAUCCUUCUCGUCAAGCAAGACAGUGUAUGAAUUUUCUUUGAGUUUGUUUAUACAGAUUUGUUGGGUCCUUCCCCGAUUACUUCACAGAUGGGGAUUCGUUACUUUGAGUUGUUUAUUUAUCAUAUGACUCGUUACCCGUGGAUUUAUUUCCUUCAUCAAGAAGUCAAAAUUAUUAUCUUUCGCCCAACAGUUUGUUCAUAUAAUUGAGGCUCAGUUUGGGGAAACAUUUAAGACAAUCAUAUCAUGGAUGCAAGUUUAUCCACAAUCCAUUGUACUGUUGCUUGAGUUUUAUCGUUCCCAAGGUACUCAUUCACAGUUAUCUUGUCCAUGUCUGUCUCAUCCAUAAUGGGUUGGUUUAACGAAAGUAGUGGCAUGUAUUGAAGUUGACGCAAGCUCUCUUGUUUCACUCACAUGUUACUUCUGGGUUUUGGGUUGAAGAUGUCAAUACUGUGGUCUAUCUUAUUAAUUUUCAAAUCACUCAAUUGUUAGGUCAACAGUCCCCUUUUAAAAAUUGUUUGGAAGUUUUCUGGAUAAUUCAACUUUGCGAGUUUUUGGAUGCACUUGCUAUGUUUUAGUUCCUAAGAAGGAUCGAUUAGCGACUAAAAUAUUUAAAUUGGCUACCGCUCGUGACACAAGGGUUUCCUAUGUUAUGAUCCGACAGAUCGACCAAUGUGCAUUUCUUGCCAUGUGAUCUUUCUUGAGUGGGUCAUGUACUACCUAAAGGACUCGCAUAAUUGUACUUUGCUGAAUUUUCUGGUCUCUAUUCCUACCUUUGAAUCGUCUGAGGUUGUCCCUCCUAAUCCUACAGAACUUUCUUGUAUUGUAUGGCUUCUUAAUUCGCCCUGUGGUACCUCAUCCUUGUAAUUUCAUACCUCAUCUUUCUAUGUUUCCUCGUAAAGUGGGUUCAAAGUCACUCCAGACCCUCUUCUUUCUUCGUCCUCUGAUAGCACAAACUCCUCCUCUUCUCAUGCAAUGUCCAUGGAACCUUCCCAUGUAGCAAGUGUUGAAGCUCCAUCACACACACACACUCUCCUCCUUUAUUGGUUGGCCCGCAUUGUUCACCAUGCACUACACUCGACCAACCCCACGCUUCCUAUGUAUGAUUUUUUCGGGUUAUUCUUCCGAGUCUAUCCAUAUUCCUUCUCAUUAUUUCUUUUCUAAGGGAGAUCCUAGGUGGGAGGUAGCUAUGAACAUUGAAAUUCAUGCCUUAGAAGAAAACAAUAUAUGGGAUGUUGUCCGCGAGUUCCUAGUUUGCCAUUCAUUGGAUCUUGGUGGGUCUUUAGAGUUCAGCUCCACCCUGGUGGUUGCUUGGAUCAUUAUAUUGCACGAUUGGUAGCACAAGGGUUUAUUCACGAGUAUGGUAUUGAUUAUAAUGAAAUAUUUUCCACUAUUGCUAAGAUGCCAAAUGUUCGAGGUUUGUUUACCGUUGCUGCUAUGAAAAAUUGGCUAUUGGUUAACUUUGAUGUCAAUAAUGCCUUUCUUCAAGGGGAUUUGAAAGAAACCACCUACAUAGAGUCUCCUCCAGGUUACGCUAACGGUGUGGGGUUGGAUGUGAUACUCAAAUUACCUCGUUCUGUGUAUGGCUUGAAACAAGCGCCUUGUGCUUGUACAACUGCCAUGGAGAAAAACUUGAAGCUUAGUCGGGGAGUUGGUAAACUAUUGAAAGAUCAUACAUUCUACAAGAGUGUGUCUGGCAGUUUGAUUUAUCUUACUCAUACCGAAGCACAUAUCGUGUAUGCAGCUCAAGUAGUGAGCCAGAUCAUAGAAGUUGCACGGUCAACACAUCUGGAUAAUGUUAAGAGGUUAUUAUGAAAUAUAAAGCACACAUAAGAAGUUGGACUCUUCUUUCCAGCGGAUGGGAAGCCAGUGAUUGAGGCUUUUGCCGAUGCAGAAUAUGCAUGAUGCUUAGAUACAUGUCGUUUGACAUCACGAUGGUCCCUUCGCUUUGGUCGAUCAUUUAUCUCUUGGAGAUGUCGAAAUAAAAGCAAAGUCUCCAAGUCUUCUGCAGAGGUAGAAUAUAGAUCCAUGUCUGAGGCUAGUUCAUAGAUGGUUGUGACUUCAUGUGCGUCUUUAUGGAGAUAAUACAAGUGCUAUUCAGAUUGCACAAAAUCCAGUUCUUCAUGAUCGUAAAAAGCAAAUAGAAGUUCAUAUUCACUAUAUUCGUCAAAUGGUGGCAGAAGGAACUAUCCAGGUUAGUUACUUGUCAACAGAAGAUCAAAUUGCAGAUGUGUUGACCAAGCAUGUAUCUUCAAGCUGACAUUGGUUCAUGUCUUAAAAAAUGAUGUUAAUCACCCAACAUUAAUUUGAGGAGGGUGUUAAUUAUGUAUAGAUUAGGAACCAUAUUCUAAAUAUAAUUUGGACUUGUAGAUAUGAUUUCUUCUAGUAAACCAUAAGUAUACCCUGAUGUAUGUGGCUAAAUGGGUUAAGAAUUAUAAUCAUAAAACUUGAGAGGGAGAACCUUUUCGUGGCCUAGGGUCAUACUGACAAUACCACUUUUAAAAAACUUGGUUUCUUUCACCUUUUUUUUGUCAUAGAAACCCUUAAGGAUUAACCAGUUAAGCACAAGAUAGCCACAAUACAACGGUUUCUUCGCGAAAAGACAAUCAAAGGCUCAAAGCAAAUAUGAACAAUUGAAACGAACACUACAAGGACCAGAGUAGCGUAAGGCAUUGUGUGCCACGACAUGGGCAGUCCGAUUUGCUUCCCUAGGGGUAAAUACAACAGACACCAUAGGCAGGUCUUGUAACAUAAUGUUGACUUCUCGUAAGAUAGCUCCCACAUGAACAUCAUUGGCAUCAUGAGCCCUCAAUUGUUAUACAACUGCAAGAGCAUCGCUUGAGAGCACGAUGGGCCGAUCCCACCAUUGCCAUUGUUGAAGUAAAGAUAAUGCCUCUCUAAUAGCUAACACCUCCAUGACCUUAGGAUGAGAAAGGCCCGGGAAGAAACCACCCACAACAAAUACUGGUACACUCUGGUCGUAACCCACCAAGCCAAUUGUGCCAUGAGUCGGUGCCCUAGUCGCGCCAUCAACUGCAAUGCGGAAAGCUGUGUGAAGCGUAGAGCAGGGGGUCGACUGAGUAUAAGGUGGAGGCGGAUGGUACUUGAUGGGAAGGACAACAAGUUGGUGAGAGGCAUGGUGAGACAAGAGGUGACGGUACAAGGCAAUAGUGAUAAAUUGUGCAUAGGGUGGAAAGACAACAUUAUUCCGUCCUUUCCAAAUGCGCCAAAAAAAAAAAAGAGAACCCAAUUAAUUAUGGUGGCAUGAUCAUAAUGGAAUAUGAGUUGUCUCCAAAAGAUGGACAAAUGCGUGUUUGAAAAAAUUCCAAGAGGCAGUUGUAAGUUACACCCUUGGUGUAACACCACCGUUACACGAUAAUCAAGAAAUAAAUGUUCAAGCGAUUCACCAUCAUCCGAACCACAAACCGAGCAUGAGUUUUCCACCUGCACACCAUGUUGUCCAAGAUCCUCCCUGGCCGGAAGGAUGCGCAGUAAAAUUCGCCAAAGGAAAAACUUUAAUUUGGGAACAAGAGGGAGUCCCCAAAGUCGAGGUCAUAUAGCAGGAUUAAGAGGAGAAGCCAGAUCCGUUGAAUCAUGAGCCUGUGAGACUAGAGCCGAAGAAGUAGCCAAAUGAUAAGCAGAUUUCACCGCAAACAAACCAAAUGGAUCAAAAUGCCAUAUUAAUUUAUCCGAACAAAAGAUUUUCGGCAGG